AUGUUCUCCACCACCACAGCAUCGUCGUCGAGAUGCGUGGUCAGAUCUGCGUCCACCGUUAAAACCAGUUAUAAGUCGUGCGAUGCUAUUCGCAGGAGUAGUGGUAGGAGUCACGCGCGUUGUCAUCAACGACAACAACAACAACAACGAAGAGUCGUCGCGACGAUUUUGAGCGUAUCUUUGGAUAAUAAGAUUAGUAACAACAACAACAACAACAUUAGAAGAAGAAGAAGGAGAUAUUCAUCGAGUAUCGUCAAAUCGUCUCAGGACGACGAAAACACCGAAACGCCUUCUUCCACUGGUUUCGAUGGAUUCGAUACCGGAACCACCGUGACGGAUGAGGACCAAGAACGUUUGCAACUCAUGAGCCAAGAAAUCAAAGACUGGUUGAAACUUUUAUACGUGAAACGAGAGAUGUCAUUUAACGAGGUCAAGUUGAUCAUUGGUAUCGAAGAUCCUCGAUUAGCGGACAGAAGAGAACGGUUCGGGAUCGAAGACGAAUCCGGGUGUUCCGCGGAGGAAAAGAUUCAGGUUUUGGAAGACGUGGACGAGGGAAGAGUGCCGACGGAUAUCGUGGCGUGCGAGUUCGUUUUGAACGAGUUGAGAGAGUGGCCUGGGUUGGAUUCGGAUAUCGAGUUACCAGAGAGACGAGAAACUGGACCGUCGAGAUACGAGGAGAUUGCCAUGGACGCGGCUGGAAUUAAAGGGCGAACGAGAAACCCGAAGAGAAUGCUGGACGAUUAUUUGGAGGAAGACGAUAAACCCGAGGAAAAGAAUUUACUUGGAUUUUUGCCUCUUUAUGCCGUAUCCUCGGCUCCGAUUUUCAUCACGAUUUUCGCGUUAGGAAUCAUGUUUGUCAACUCUUUGCAAUAA
Bathycoccus prasinos is the source of this 873-nucleotide messenger RNA. RefSeq lists its product with no specific name. The record is from RefSeq and is a predicted model, not a curated record. Lineage: Eukaryota; Viridiplantae; Chlorophyta; Mamiellophyceae; Mamiellales; Bathycoccaceae. Bases 1 to 873 code for a protein of 290 amino acids. The transcript has a single exon.